Messenger RNA from Culex quinquefasciatus (southern house mosquito), 1675 nucleotides. RefSeq names its product zinc finger protein 493. Gene Ontology annotation, molecular function: zinc ion binding; DNA-binding transcription factor activity, RNA polymerase II-specific; RNA polymerase II transcription regulatory region sequence-specific DNA binding. The record is from RefSeq and is a predicted model, not a curated record. Gene Ontology annotation, biological process: regulation of transcription by RNA polymerase II. The coding region runs from base 93 to 1643 and encodes 516 amino acids. The transcript is spliced from 3 exons. Lineage: Eukaryota; Metazoa; Arthropoda; Insecta; Diptera; Culicidae. Gene Ontology annotation, cellular component: nucleus.
GCGAAACGUCAAAAUCAUUUUCAUAACAAAAACAAAGUGUUGUUGCCGAGCGGCGUUCAAACUACAAUCCGUUUUAUCUCCAACGCGGCCGAAUGGUGAACCGAAGGUGUGCAUUUCCCGGUUGCCGGAACUUUGCACCUGGCCCAAGCAAACUGUCGUUCUUCCUGGUUCACUCAACCAGACACAAACAACGCGACAUGGACAGGUGGCGGGAAGCCUGCGACGUGAUGGAAUUUUGCCCAUCGGCCGUUAUUUGCGAGGAACACUUUGAGCUUGAAGACUUUGUCAAUCCUUGCUACAAAACGCAGGGUCUUCGACCAACGGCGGUUCCGACGCGAAGCCCCAGGUGCCGUCAAGCUCCUACAUUUGAAGUUGUGGACGUCACCAAGACAAGCGAAGUGGACCGUCCAAUAACAGUCGAUUCACGCAAACCAGCAGAGAGACCAGUCGAAGCCAUCUCAAACUGUCCCUCCAAGGAUUACUUAGGCCGGCCGAGCAAGGUCAAGGUGGACAUGACUCGGCAAAUAAAAAUCAAAAAGUUGAUGGAGGAAUCGCUAGCUAGGAGCGCGAAAAAUUCCGAAGACACCGUGAUGGAGCCACCAAAAAAGCCUAAGAUUACGUCGCUAAGAAAUAUUGGCUGCCGGCUUUGUCUGAUGACCAAAGUUCCGGGAGUGUCCGCUUUCAGUCCUUUCGCCGGAGAGAGCUCCCUGUCGCACAUCAUCGAGACCUGCUUCGGGAUACGAAUUGAGAGGAAUGACUUUUGCACGAUAAUUUGCGGGGAAUGUCUGGUCAAGGUGGAUCUGUUUUGGAAGAUGUACUCUGAGUUUCAAGCGAAUCGGCUGGCGAUAGAGGAAUUGCGUCGAUCUCUUAAAGAUAAGGAAGAAGACGCUGAAGCUAAGAAACGAAAGACAAAGGACAAACCAGUUCCAGACAGCAGUGAUUCGGAUUCCUACAGUAUUCCGGAGCAUCCGUUCUUCAAGACACAGUGCAAAAAGGUUUACCAUUGUCAUCUGUGCCCAAAGCAACUCAAAAACGAAACCCUACUCAAGUAUCAUUUAACCUACAAACAUCGGGACAGUGACCCAAUGCGGCUCUGCGAAUAUUGCGCCAAUUUUUUCCACAAGCACAAACUUUCCCAACAUCUUCAACAUCACUUCGAACAAAAAAAGAUCAACUGUCCCACGUGCGGUAAAGUAAUAGCCAACGAACGCAAUCUCCAACGCCACAUGCUAGUUCACAGCAACGUGCGACCCUUUCAGUGCAAACUGUGCGACAGAAGCUUCUCCCAGUCAUCGAACCUAAAGUUCCACGUCCAGCGAGAUCACCCAUCGGAAGAAAAUCGUCCCAACCCAACCACCAAAGCAGCGUCCACCAAACCUCAACCACCGUUGGCGUGUCCGGCGUGCGGGCAGCAGUUCAAGCGCGGCAGGGAGCUUAUCAAGCACGUUGAGUCGACCCAUCCGGGUCAUCCGAUGGAUAUUUUUGUGUGCGAAAUAUGUUCCGAGCGGUUCAGCGAGGUGCUGCUCCUUAGGAGUCACCGGUUGAUUUACCACUCCGGGCAGAAGUUUGAGUGCGGUCGGUGUGGCCUGGUUUUCAAAUCGGACGGGCAGCUCAGGACGCAUCGAAAGAAGCACGAGAGGUGAGGGGAGUGUAAUAUACGUGAAUUCUUCAUAUA